AUGGGUUACGGUGCCAACACAGAUUUCAGAGACGAGUGGCUGGACGACCUGCCGUACCGAUUGAAGAAGACUAGCAUGAGGGAUGUUAGGUUCAUCUGUAUUGACACCGACAUGGUACGAAGGCUGCCCUAUACACUUCGAGACGAGACCAAGAGACGUGUCACUUCUUUUCAUCUUGGCGUAGCAAUUCUCGAUACCAGAGACAUUCGGGAUGUCAUUACACGGUCAAUCAAUUUACCAAACCCGUCGGAUCUUAUCAAGACAUAUGAGUUCGCGGUUCAAACCGAAGUUCCCCAAACAGACAAUUUCAUCUUCGGAGAGACACAGGCGAUAUCUCUAAGUGGCCUCAAGAAGAAAUUCCUUGAGUGGCAACACGGUCGAACUGUGAUUGGCGUCGCAUACUCGGCUCGUAACGACUAUAUCAUCCUGAGAGACUUUGGAGUCUUCUUCAACCAUAUUUACUGGCUCGACCUGUGCCAGGCAACAUAUCUCAUCACUCAACAGUCCAAGGCAAUCAACCUCCGCGAAGUGCUAGAAUUUAUGGCGCACAUCUUCAGCCCUGGUGCGGCCUGGCCGCGAGAAUCGCCAAGGCUCCGUUGCCAUUAA
Molecule: messenger RNA, 606 nt
Organism: Fusarium graminearum PH-1
Lineage: Eukaryota; Fungi; Ascomycota; Sordariomycetes; Hypocreales; Nectriaceae
Exons: 2
Coding region: 1-606 (201 amino acids)
Source: RefSeq, a predicted model, not a curated record